Molecule: messenger RNA, 2124 nt
Organism: Arabidopsis arenosa
Lineage: Eukaryota; Viridiplantae; Streptophyta; Magnoliopsida; Brassicales; Brassicaceae
Source: the annotation of a GenBank genome assembly
GCUCAUUGGUACAAGUAGUUUCAGACAUUAGGAACAAAGACAAGUGGAUAUUUAAUUUCACUAAUUAAUUAAGGACUUGAGCCAAGAACUCAUUGCGACGUGAGUGGUCCAUAAUUUUUCUCAUUUACUAUGAGAAAGAAAGAAAAAAAUUUGACUAAAAAAAAAAAAAGAAAAAAAGGAUUUUGUCACAAGGAUGCGAGAGAAGCCUGCGGAAGAGGAUCAGGAAAUGGACGGUCAUGAUUGUUCGGUCGAUGAGUUUGCCGGAACAACCGUCCCGAACUACCGGAAUCCUCCGUUUAGACCGGAAGUUUCACCUUCUCGGCUAUUAACAGAGAAUGUGAGGAAUGGAUAUUCCAAGUAUUUACCUCUAUCACAAGCAAUAAGCCAUGGAAACUUGGAGAGUGUAAGAGACUUCCUAGACAACAAUCCAGACGCUUUGACUUCAUGGAUAGACACCCUAGAGACACCAUUGCUCAAAGCUUGUAGUUGUGGACAACUAGAAAUCGUCAAGGAGCUAUUACAACGAAUGACAUCUGAACAAAUGUUGAUACCAACGGAAAUGGAAUCCCAUUCCCCCCUCACACCUCUUUUAAUCGCUGCUAUGACCGGGAAUUUGGGUAUUGCAGAGGCCUUAGUCGAAAAAUGCCCUAAGUUAACUGAGAUUCCAAGCCGAUUAGGGCGUGUUAUACCCGUUAUUAGGGCUGCUAAUGCAGGACACAAGGAAAUGACUCGCUUUCUUUAUUAUAGAACCUCUCUUUCCUUUUUACUCUCGGGUAAAGGAUUUUGGGCUAUCAAUCUCUCUCACUAUGCCAUAUUCAAUGGAAUUCUCGAUAUUGCCUCACACAUCUUUGAAGUCCGUCCACGUCUGGUGGUGACUCAACAUCGACGUCUAGAAUCAACACCGCUAGGUCUUUUGGCAUCAAAGCCUGACUUAUUUGGAAGCGGCUACAAUCUUUCAUUUUGGCAAGGCCUGAUCUACUCAUGUAUAGAAGUAAACCUACCAACUGAUCCAAAGACUUCACUUUCAAACCCACAUCUAAGAAUCGAAGGGAUAUAUGAACAAAAGGAAAAUCAUUGUUAUGCUCAAAGCUUUCUACAAGGAAUGUUCAGAGAAGUCUCCAUUAUGGACAAAGAUGAUAGUUGGACUAAUGCAGUCCACGAAGCAAUUAUACGAGCCGUGAGUCACGGAAACAAGUUGUUUAUUGUCGAGAUGAUCAAAUCAAACCCUGAACUUCUCAUGACCAAUUAUGGCGAAUCUAAGAGAAACAUCUUCCAACUCGCUGUUGAGUUUAGGAAAGAGAAGAUAUUUGAUCUCAUCUAUGGCUUGGAUGAUAGGAAGAACAUGUUGAUAUCAUGGUACGAUCAUAAAUGCAAUUGGAUUCUUCAUAUUGCCGGAGAGAUAUCCCCGCUUGAUGAACUCUCUAAAGUCGCGGGUCCUGCUCUUCAAAUGCAAAGAGAACUCCAAUGGUUCAAGGAAAUAGAGAGCAUGGUACCAGAUAAUGAAUUGGCUAGGAAAAACAAAAAUGGCCAAAUGCCGCGUGAAAUAUUUGAAAACUCUCAUAGAGAGAUGCGAGUCGAAGGGGAGAAGUGGAUGAAAGAGACUGCGGCUGCAAAUAGCUUUGUCGCGGCUCUCAUUGCAACAGUCACCUUCCAAGCCAUCUUCACUGUUCCCGGAGGCACCAAUGACACCUCCGGAGACCCUCUCCAUAUCCGAGAAGACCGUUUUAUGGUUUUUAUUAUCGCAGAUACCCUCUCUUUUUUUGCAUCUUGCACUUCUGUUCUCAUAUUCCUCAGCAUUCUCACUGCUCGAUACUCUUUCGAUGAUUUCCUUAUGUCAUUGCCCAAAAGGUUGAUAUGGGGUUUAUGCACUCUUUUCAUCUCUACUGCAGCCUUGUUAGUAGCAUUCACAACUGCACUUUUCACGUCGCUAUACAGUAUGCCAUUGCUUGUAAUCCCGGCUAUGCCACUCACUUUCCUCCCAGCUGUACUCUUUCUGCUAUUGCAAUUUCCUCUUCUCAAGACGAUGAUCUCUUCCACAUAUGGAAAAGGACUCUUCAAUCGUGACACCACACGUUGGUUCUAAACCAAUAUUGUUUAAUAUGGUAAUUAAUACCUCUUUAAUGA